Acanthosepion pharaonis is the source of this 453-nucleotide messenger RNA. Lineage: Eukaryota; Metazoa; Mollusca; Cephalopoda; Sepiida; Sepiidae. The record is from the annotation of a GenBank genome assembly.
AUGGUUGUUCUCACUUGUCGUCAAUGGAGCAGUGAUGAUAUUGCUUUUGAUGAUGAUGAUGAUAGUUUUCCUAACAAAAUAUAUUCCCUUAAAGAUGAUAUUAAGCUGUUAACCAUGCUCGUGCGUCUUUGUGCCCAUCUCUCUAUUCACUCACCUAUCAAUCCUCAUUUAUUUAAAUUCUUUUCUUUUCCCUUCAUUCCUUCUCCUCCAGCCAUGUCAUCCACCCGUAGCAUAUACUGUCACAUGUCUUCACGUUUCUUCUUAUAUACUCUCUCUCUCUCUCUCUCUCUCUCUCAUACUCUUAAUAUUUCUUUCCUCUCUUAUUUUCUCGUUCUCUUUUAUAUCUAUUUUCCGAAAUUCUUUACUAUAAUUCUUUGUUUUCCUUUUUCAUCUCUUUCGUCGCCUUUCUCCCUCUUCGUCUUUUUAGUGACAUGUUUAAUUCUUUCAUUUUAA